Messenger RNA from Salmo salar (Atlantic salmon), 1457 nucleotides. RefSeq lists its product as uncharacterized. Lineage: Eukaryota; Metazoa; Chordata; Actinopteri; Salmoniformes; Salmonidae. The record is from RefSeq and is a predicted model, not a curated record.
AUGUCCAAUGCAUCACAGGUCACUGACCUCCCAGAAUGCGUUGCUGAAAAGGAUGCAAACAAAGAAGGAGAAAAGCAGGGACACUUUGCCACCAACCUAAAACCUGGGUCUGAGCCUCAGAUGCGUUCACUCACAGAGCACAUUCCCUCCAGCGCAUUCCACACACAUGCAAAUACCACAUCCACAUUCAGACUUGACGGGCAGAUAUACACAAAUGACGCUCCACCUUCCGUCACACCACAGACACAAACAGACCCUAAGGCCCUCAUUGCAACCCAGACGGACACUUCUGCACGUGUCAAACCCGUCACCAAACCACCAAACCACAGAAACACAGACUUCAGUUCCACCUCCACGCCAAACAAACACACAAGCCCCACACACCGACUCAUACCACAGGCCCGUCCAUACACCAUCACUGAGCUCCUCGCACACACACCCAUAGACCCGGAGUGCUACCGCCUUUUGCCUCCAUCCCGCAUGGCUCACCUAGCCUCCUACACCCUCACCCAUCCCAAUCAGACACACCAGAUGAUCCAUCCAGUAUUGCCAUUUUUAUCAUCAAGCACCACCCCGCAGCCCUCCCAAGACGAUCCCAGGCUGGCUCACUCCCACCCGGCUGACGCAGCGCUGCUGCUGCCCCCUUCCCCACAGUGCAGCAGGCCAGCACCUCUCCAACGGAGGCUGCAGUUUGUAGAGGCCAACCUGGCAGCCAACCAGGACAGGAUCACUACCCUUCUCAACAUCAUCCAAGACCUGGAGAUGAGCCAAGCUCUCAGCAAGGGUCGGCGAUGCUACAGGACAGGGCAGGAUCUCAGGGAGUGCUCCACCUGUCAGAAGACUGCUUGUAUCGUCUACAGUGUGGAGUAUGACUUCAGGCAGCAAGAGAGACGUUUCUUGGAGGUUUUGAAUCCUCAGAAGGCAGACAACAACGCUACAACAUUUUCCCCCUCCCUGCCUCACAACCCCACCUUGCUGACGAAUGCCAUCACUAAGACCAUGACCAAGUCCAAGGUUAAAAGCAAAAAGUUGUGCAAGAUGCUUUUCCGAUGGCUGCCCAGGAAAAUUCAGCAGACAAAGUCCUCCUUUCACCAACUCUCUCCAGAUCAUUUGAACUCCUAGCAUGCUAUCCAUGAGGUAUCCCCUGUAAUAUAAGAUCUUAUGUCCCUAUUACAGCAAGCAGCACUUGUCAUCGUGGAAGACACGUCACUUCCUGUUCACGUGAUAGGUGUUCUGAAAUCUGAUUUGCUCCUUUAAGGCUGAUUGACACCCUACUGUCCAAUCAGGACAUAGCAUGAACAGGAUAUCCCCAAUAGUAACUAGAGACGUUUGCCCAGUCUAGCAAGAGUAUAUCAUAAGGGAAAACUUCAUCCUUCAGGUGAAAAUCAUAAACCUUCAUCCAAAGCACAUGCAAUAGUUUUGUUGAACUAGAUAAGACUUCCAAAAGUUUGCUAGAU